GAGUGGUAGGACAUAACCAUGAGAAGGUAGUAGUGGGAUUCAAUGAAAAAGAAAAAAAAAAAGAGAGAAGAGGGUGGAAUGAGAGUAUACACAUAAUCCAAGUCAUUAUGAAUGGAUGAAGAUGACACCUCACUCAAGAAUUAAAUUAACCAGGAAGGAAGGAAGGAACUGAAAGAAACCCUCUCCUUUUUCUCUUCAACAAACCCCUUCUUCAACUCCAAUCUCUUUAUUUAUUUUUUCUUUUUUCUUUUGAACAAAUUCACAAACACAUACAGUGCUUCUUUCUUAUUGCUAUCCUUGUGUGGUUGAUGAAAUGGGGGACAAGCACCAUCUCGACGACAGCAGCGAUUUCACCUCCGAGGACGAAGGCACCGAGGAUUACCGCCGCGGUGGCUACCACGCUAUCCGAAUCGGCGACACCUUCAACGCCGGUUGCUAUGUCGUUCAGUCUAAGCUCGGUUGGGGCCAUUUCUCCACUGUCUGGCUCGCUUGGGACAUCAAACAUUCUAGGUAUGUGGCUUUGAAGGUUCAGAAGAGUGCUCAGCACUACACCGAGGCGGCCAUGGAUGAGAUAACGAUUUUGCAACAGAUUGCGGAGGGAGACCCUGACGAUAAGAAAUGUGUGGUGAAGCUUUUGGACCAUUUCAAGCAUUCUGGUCCCAAUGGGCAGCAUGUCUGCAUGGUGUUUGAGUACCUUGGGGACAAUCUUUUGACACUUAUUAAGUACUCUGAUUACCGUGGGUUGCCUAUCGCCAUGGUUAAGGAUAUUUGCUUUCAUAUUCUGGUUGGAUUGGAUUACUUGCACAAACAGCUUUCCAUCAUACAUACUGACUUGAAGCCUGAAAACAUCCUGCUUUUGUCGAUGAUUGAUCCAUCUAAGGAUCCUAGGAAGUCUGGGGCGCAGCUUAUUCUUCCUAAUAGUAAGGACAAGAUGGUGCUAGAGUCGUCAGGUGUGAAAGAUACGAAGAUGUUGAAUGGGGAUUUGGUUAUGAAUCACAAGAAGAAGAUAAAGAGAAAAGCUAAACAAGCAGCCCAUGGUUGUUUUGAGAUGGAAGUUUCUGAAGGAGUUGAGGGUAAUCCUGAAACUUCUGGGGCUGUGGAGUCGUCUCCUAAUGCGAGUUCUACAAGGGCUUCCAGUUCUGCAGGAACUAGUAGGUUAUCGGAUGCUGAUGGAACAAAGUUGAAAGAGCAGGGUAACAAAAGAGGAAGCCGAUCAAUGAGACAGAAGCUGCUGGCAUCAGUUGAUCUCAAGUGCAAGUUAGUGGACUUUGGUAAUGCCUGCUGGACAUAUAAACAGUUUACUAAUGAUAUCCAGACAAGACAGUAUCGGUGCCCAGAGGUGAUUCUUGGGUCAAAAUAUUCUACGUCUGCCGAUCUUUGGUCCUUUGCUUGCAUUUGUUUUGAGCUUGCAACUGGAGAUGUGUUAUUUGAUCCUCACAGUGGUGACAACUUUGAUAGGGAUGAGACUAGAUAAAACAUAUGCUAGUAU
This is a messenger RNA of Vigna umbellata (rice bean), 1489 nucleotides long. NCBI's taxonomy places the organism in Eukaryota, Viridiplantae, Streptophyta, Magnoliopsida, Fabales, Fabaceae. The record is from RefSeq and is a predicted model, not a curated record.